Messenger RNA from Malaya genurostris, 5212 nucleotides. It is a transcript of the gene Iml1, whose product is annotated as GATOR complex protein Iml1. Lineage: Eukaryota; Metazoa; Arthropoda; Insecta; Diptera; Culicidae. Bases 352 to 4989 code for a protein of 1545 amino acids. Gene Ontology annotation, molecular function: GTPase activator activity. The transcript has 13 exons. The record is from RefSeq and is a predicted model, not a curated record. Gene Ontology annotation, biological process: positive regulation of autophagy; negative regulation of TORC1 signaling; cellular response to amino acid starvation. Gene Ontology annotation, cellular component: GATOR1 complex; lysosomal membrane.
UCUCGCUUCAUGCUGUCAAUUGCAGGUCUAUUUUCACCAGUACGGUAAAAUUAUUGUGAUUUAUGUAUUUUCUACUCUCGAUUGUCCAGUUUACCAUUUUUCAAUAAUAUUCCAAUAGUAAAAUAUAGUGAGUGACUAUACUGGUGUGCGUAAUCAAAAGAAAAAUCGGUACAGAGUGUGUAGUGGAAUGUGAUUAUGCUAAAAUGUAAUGUAAACAAGCAGUUGUGAUAAUGCAAUUGUGAUAAUAGGUUCUGACAUUGGCUGCCCUAUCAACAUUCGUUGACUGAACUAAAUUUGUUUGAAUUUAUUCGUUAUCUGUGUUCAACUCGUCAACGAAUACUUGGGUUCAAGAUGAAAAAAUUGUUCAAAAUUAUUACCCAUCAAAGGAGUUUUAAUUCUGAAGAUUUGCUACUUAACUCAAAAGAUCAUCCAGAUUUGAAGCUCAAUGAUAUUGUCGAAAUUUAUCAUCCGGAAGAUGAUAACAUCCGUUUGCUACUACAGGUGAAGUAUCUAACUGAAGAUGUGAUGAACCGGGAAACCAUCAGUGUUGAGGCGAAUAUUGCCGUGGCCUUUAAUCUGAAACCAUACAAAGAUGUUUUCAUGCAGAAAAUGGACCCUACUGAAGUGGCGUUAGAUUCCGUAGAAAUAACAUUCAAGGAUCAGUACAUGGGCAGGUCCGAGAUGUGGCGAUUGAAAACUUAUCUCACCAAUACUUGUGUUUAUCUGAACAAAAAAAUCGAAUACUGCGAGGGAUGUAUCCGAUGUCAGGUUUACGAAAUGUGGUCACAGGGAGAUCGAGUUGCCUGCGGUGUGAUCACGGAAGAUACCAAGGUCGUUUUCAGAAGCAACACGUCGAUGGUUUAUCUAUUCAUUCAAAUGUCGUCUGAAAUGUGGGAUUUCGACAUCCAUGGUGAUUUGUAUUUUGAGAAAGCAGUGAACGGGUUUCUAGCAGAUUUGUAUACAAAGUGGAAGAAGUUGGGCAGUAAUCAUGAAGUGACCAUUGUGAUGUUUUCUCGAACAUUUUACGCUGCGAAAUGCUUGGAUGAGUUUCCGCUGCACAUGCGAGAGUGUCUCCAGGUGGAUUACAAAGGUCGAUUCUAUGAAGAUUUCUAUCGUGUUGCGAUUCAGAAUGAGCGUUGUGAUGAUUGGAGCUCAACUUUAGUCCAGCUCCGACGUCUGUUUACUGGAUAUCGUGACGUAGUUCUAAAGUAUCACGUACGACCUAAUUUGGAUGUGAAAGUCCCGCAAGCAACAAAUUCUACUGCUGCUCAGGGUAAUUUUCUGGAAGUACUGAAUAUCUCGCUGAAUGUUUUCGAGAAACACUAUUUGGAUCGAAGUUUCGAUCGAACUGGACAACUUUCGGUAGUGAUUACGCCUGGUGUAGGUGUUUUCGAGGUAGAUCGAGAAUUAACGAAUAUCACUAAACAACGAAUCAUUGAUAACGGUGUUGGAAGUGAUUUGGUGUGUGUCGGUGAACAACCGCUUCAUGCAGUACCAUUACUGAAAUUUCAUAAUAAGGAUUCUCUUACAUCUAUCGAUGAUUAUUCGAUGCCACAUUGGAUCAAUCUUAGCUUUUAUUCAACCAAUAAGAAAGUAGCGUACUCAACGUUCAUUCCAAGGAUAAAACCACCUCCCUUAGCGCAGGAGACAACAUCUCAGGAAUCUUCGGAUGCAUUCAGGUUAAAACUUCCGAAAAAAGAAAACAAAAAUGAAUACAUUCACAAUUGUCUUUUCGAUUAUGAUGCGUAUGACGAUCAGAUCUUUCAAAUGCCCACGGUACAUGGGACGUGUUCCCUGCAACGUGUGGCCCGUACGAAGAAAACUUCUGUUCCUAGUUUAGACGGUUUCGGGAUGUAUGGAAACAAUCGCGAAUGGGAUAGUUUGUCAUCUCCAUCGGAUCUGCGGAGGAAAAUGUCCGAUCCGGAUAUACAUCAUAACAUUAAUAACAUGUUGAAUUUGAGUGUGACUUCCCACAACAGUUCCCUUAGCACAACGGAAAACGCACGCGAAAAGAACUUGAAUCGUAGCUUCGGAUCGUCCAGUGGACCAGUUGUACGAACUGGUCGAGCGUUGAUAAAUCCGUUUGAUCCAUCGCAUGUGACAAUCAAGCUGACCUCCAACAGGCGACGAUGGACGCACAUCUUUCCAAAGGGUCCACAAGGUGUGCUGAUUCAGCAGCACCAUUAUCAGGCCGUCCCGACUACUAACAAGGUUGUUAACUAUGCUGCUUUUGAUCUGGAUACAAGUAGCGAAUAUGCACAUACAUCAACCUGCACAUGGGGACAGCAGGGUCGACAUGGCAGUAUCGCUUCGUCGGAUAGUCGACUGAAUGAUGAAGACUUGAAGUGGAUUGCUGAAAACAAAGGUAAUCGUAAAAGGUCAGGACUGCUGCAUUCGGCUGCUGGCCCAACUGUUACGGUUACACCAUCAAAGAGCCUCACUCUUCUGUGGGGUGUCACCGGCGAACAGGAAUGGACUCCCUCACUUACCACAGCUGGAAGAGUCAUCAUAGGCGUUGAUUGGAAAUCGUUAACCAUUCCGGCAUGCCUGCCAAUCACAACGGAUUACUUCCCGGAUAAACGUUCCCUGCACAAUGACUAUGUCGUGUCGGACUACACUCUACUGCCGGAUGAUGUGAAUGCUGAUUUUGCACAAAAUCGUGCAAUUUACAAGAAACCCCUUUCUACGGAUGAAGUAUUCAAAGAGCUUGUUUCACAACGAUUAGCACAGGGGUUCCAGUUGAUCGUUCUGCCGGAUACUCCGUCGCCAAAUCCGCAACAGGCUCCUUGCUGCGGCGGUCAAUUGCAAAAUUCCUACCAGUCUAGUUCCGUCCUCAGAAUUCGUGCUCCUCAGGAGCAAUCUCAAGAGUAUCUUUUGUCGAUCGGUCGGAUCUUCCACAAGAUAUCGUUGAGUGGAUCAACUAUCACAGUCACUAGGUAUCGACCAAGGCACCCGUAUCCACCGAUCAACGUAGGAUAUCCAUAUCGAUUUCAUGCUCCUCAGCACGACACUUAUGAGAUAUCCGGUGUUAAAUUCGCCACUGAGAAGUUGGAGAACUUUAACUGGAACUAUAUGGAUCAGUAUAUUUGUACUCGUGGUGAUACGGAUUUUCAAUUGCUCGAGAACAUGAAAUACUGGCGCUAUCGAAUGUAUCUUCUUCCACGGGAGGAUCCUGCCAUGAAGAAAAUCCUGGACGGAACGGUGAAGCGUUGCGAUAUUUACACGGAAGAUAAGCCAAUCCAGUCGGAGAAACACGUGUGCAAUGAAUUCAUUCGAUUUGUGGAGUCUCAUCUGAAUAAAAUUAAAAAAAUUUCAGCCAAAAAGCCAAGGGGGAUGCAGUCCCAUUUAACCCGAAGACGACACAGUACCAGUAUACUGUCCCGGCCACCGACUAAUCAGGUAUCUCAAGCGCAACCCUAUCGGGAACGAGUUGGAAGCAAUCGACUGCCGGAAAAGCCUCGUCUAAGCAUACUUACCAGAUCGGGUUCCAAAGUGCUCGAUAAAGCGAACAUCCAGGCGACAGUGGCGAACCAAAUCAGUUCCGUAGGAGGUAAAACCACAGUCGAUGGGAUUCCUCUGUCGACACUCAACUCUGCUUCGGAACAAGGUUUACCCGAGGAUAGCGAUGACUUUUGCACGGAAAGUAGCAAGCUGAAGCAAUCAGCAACGCUGCAGGAAAUAUUCGAAGCCUUUCGAAACCCUGACCACGGAGUUGGAUUUCUCGGACCGGCACAGAGUUUGCCUUCGUGCACUUUCGUGUCUUACGACGCCAUCACUUGGCUGCAGAACCGAAUCGAGGGACCGUCUAAUCCGCUGAAGAUCUUGGAAGAUAUGAGAAGAGCUCGCAUGAUUUGCCAUGCAUCAGGCGAUGCCGAAAAACCGGUAAUUCCGGGAUUCUGCCUGUACUACAUCAUGAUGCAGGAUAAGGAAUCACGAGACUACACUCCCCCGCUCGGUGACCUGGAAGCAUUUGAGAACGAAUGGAUGGAAGUGGAGCUCCAGCAUCCCGAUCUGCAGAAACCAGUUGACCCAAUAGAUGUCGAUGUACCAGCAUUCCUGCGUGAAACAAUUGAUUUGAACGAAGAAUUCGUCAAUGUUCCUCUGUAUAAGCAAACUCAUUUGGACAUUGACGUGAACAACAAAUCCGACCGUACGGAAUGGGGACAUGCUCGGUAUCAUCGAAAAAUGAUUCCGGGUCACGCGUAUGAAAUCGUAGUGCAAUGGAUAACUGCUUCGGGACCAAUCGUAUGCGAUCUUAUUAGUGGUUGGUCUCGAAGAGCCCAGGGAUGCGGGUUUCAGCUUGUAUCAAUACCAGCAGAUCCUCUGGCCGAGCCGAUUACGGAAAAAAGUGAUCCUUUGCGUGGACCCAUAUUCGUACCUUUGGACAUUGAAUGUCUGAAGCAACAUAGAAGUUUCCUUUUCGAAGAGUUCAAAAAAGAGACGUGGCUGAAAAGAUUGCUUCUGUUUCAGGAAGCGAUUGUUACUCGGUUCGGUUUCAUGAGAUGCGCGGUUGAAACGAAAAUUGGAUCAAAUGAAGCCUCGCUAGUCUAUCAAUACGUUCAUUGCACUGGAAAUAUGUUCAUUCUGGUGACUAAUUCUAACCACGGAAAGAAAUCCCGCCAAAGACUUACCUCCGGUGGAAGCAGCAUAACAAAUUUCAUUAAUCGUUAUUCGGCAUCAUACGAGUCUCAGGUGCAGAAUAAUAUAUCCUCCGGUGCACAAGAGUCCUACAUAACGCGUCAUGUGACCGGUAGUAAAAACAAAGAAGACUGUGAAGUCAUCCGACGAACGGGAUUUCUCUGGUCCUGGAAUCAUAUGAUUCCGAACAAAAAGUGGAAAUCGCUGGCGAUCGCACAAUCGGAAGAGCUGCUUCAGUUGAGAAUGUUGAGAGACUUCAAAGACUUUUGCGCCAACAGGGAGGAACGACUGGUGAACUUUUGGGAAGAGUGCUGGGAGGCGAAGGUAAAAUCGGCAAUGGCAAGAACGUAGGUGGCGUCGAACGGUAUCAGCAGUCGGUGAUAUCAUGUAGAUAAAUGAAACACAUUUCAGUUGUUUGUUAUCGUCGAAUUUUAUUCUUCCCAAAAUGAGGACGUUUACGUUUGUACAAAUUGUUGUUAAAAAUGCCAUUUUACCUAUUAGUUUCGUUUUGUAAACAACUUUUUUAUAGAAGAAUACAUAAAGCUUUGUGAUAUCGUUACAGCUAUUAAAUCGA